This is a messenger RNA of Drosophila montana, 5573 nucleotides long. RefSeq names its product G protein alpha o subunit (gene Galphao). NCBI's taxonomy places the organism in Eukaryota, Metazoa, Arthropoda, Insecta, Diptera, Drosophilidae. The coding region runs from base 308 to 1372 and encodes 354 amino acids. Gene Ontology annotation, cellular component: heterotrimeric G-protein complex. The record is from RefSeq and is a predicted model, not a curated record. Gene Ontology annotation, molecular function: G-protein beta/gamma-subunit complex binding; GTP binding; G protein-coupled receptor binding. Gene Ontology annotation, biological process: adenylate cyclase-modulating G protein-coupled receptor signaling pathway. The transcript has 8 exons.
AUCAGUUUGAAAGAGACAGCGAGAGGCAGCAAAAGUGUGUUACAAGUUUUUGCACACCCGAAAUAUUCCAAUUAAAUUAGAAUUAAUGCAAAUUUAAAACAAAGUGCAAGUGCUAAACAUUGUGCAACGGUGUGUAUAUUGUAAUUUUAAGCAUUUUGUAAAUAAGAUAAAAGUAUAAUCAAACAAAUCAAAUCAAAUCAUCAAUAACUAAAAAGCAGCCAUCUAAAGAAAAUUCCACCAAACUUUAACUGACAAGUGCUGCCAAAGCCACAAAAAAACAAAAAAAAAAAAAAACAAAGUCAACAAAAUGGGCUGCACUACAUCGGCUGAAGAGCGCGCUGCCAUACAACGUUCCAAACAAAUCGAGAAGAACCUGAAGGAGGAUGGCAUCCAAGCGGCAAAGGACAUUAAACUUUUGCUACUCGGCGCCGGUGAAUCGGGCAAAAGCACAAUAGUCAAACAAAUGAAAAUCAUUCACGAGAGCGGGUUCACUGCGGAGGACUUUAAACAAUAUCGACCGGUUGUUUACAGCAACACAAUACAAUCAUUAGUUGCAAUAUUGCGAGCCAUGCCAACUCUUAGUAUUCAGUAUAGCAAUAACGAGCGGGAGAGCGAUGCGAAAAUGGUGUUCGAUGUGUGCCAACGCAUGCACGAUACCGAACCCUUCUCAGAGGAGCUGCUGGCCGCCAUGAAGCGGCUCUGGCUUGAUGCCGGCGUCCAGGAAUGCUUCUCGCGCAGCAACGAAUAUCAAUUGAAUGAUUCCGCUAAAUAUUUCCUGGAUGAUUUGGAUCGGUUAGGCGCCAAAGACUAUCAGCCUACCGAGCAGGAUAUCUUGCGCACCCGAGUCAAGACAACCGGCAUUGUCGAGGUUCAUUUCUCCUUCAAAAAUCUCAACUUCAAAUUGUUUGAUGUGGGCGGCCAGCGAUCUGAGCGCAAGAAAUGGAUACAUUGCUUUGAGGAUGUGACAGCGAUUAUAUUCUGCGUGGCGAUGUCCGAAUACGAUCAGGUCUUGCAUGAGGACGAAACUACGAACCGCAUGCAAGAGUCCCUGAAACUGUUCGAUUCCAUUUGCAAUAAUAAAUGGUUCACGGAUACGUCGAUUAUACUGUUCCUGAACAAAAAGGAUCUGUUCGAGGAGAAGAUACGCAAGAGUCCGCUGACAAUUUGCUUUCCCGAAUACACAGGUGGCCAGGAGUAUGGCGAGGCGGCUGCGUACAUUCAGGCCCAAUUCGAAGCGAAAAACAAAUCAACCUCGAAAGAAAUCUACUGCCACAUGACGUGCGCCACAGACACCAACAACAUUCAGUUUGUAUUCGAUGCUGUCACCGAUGUCAUCAUAGCAAACAAUCUGCGCGGCUGCGGCCUGUACUAAGACGUGAUGGCGGGGCUAAACGGGAACCGUUACGGUAUUAAAAAAACAAAACAAACAAAAACAAAAAACAGAAAAAAUUUAUGAAAAAUAAUAACAAAAACAAGAAUAAUACAGCGCGGGAGCACAACAACCCACCAGCAUUGAUCAAAAAAGCAAAUGAUGAUAGAACCAACACAACAAACAAAACACACACACACACACACAAACACACACAUACACACCAAGCAAAAGCAAAGCCCAAAGAACUUUUAUUUGUUGUAACACACAAACACACACUCACUCCGAAGAGUAUGAGAAUCUGUAUGUGCUUAAAAUAUGAUUGAGAAUGAGAGUUAGUUGAUGGAGGCAGCUGACUAAAAGAGAAGAGUAUAAAAAAACGUAAAACAUUGACAGAAGCAGAAAUUCAAGCAUAUUGAAGAGCAUUUCCUAUAUUUGCUUUACAUUUGCAUCAUGCAAAGCUACAUGUAUGACAUGAAACGCACACACAACAAACACAACAAACACACACACGGACGCACAAACAAACGCAUAACGCAAGCAUUAAUGCAUAAUAUGUAGUUGUUGUUUGGUCUGAAUAAUUUUAUAGAAUUUCAUAAUUUAUGUGUAGUUUAGUUUCUCGUGUAUUUAUUGAAACAAAAACUAAAAGAAAACAAAACAAAAAGCAAAAAACAAAAACAAACAAAAAUUUAAACCAAAUGAAAAGUAAAGAAUUGAACAAAGUAUAUACAUAUAAAUAUAUGUAUACACAUGUAUAACGCAUAUAUGCCGGCAUCUAAGUAUAUAAAUAUUAUAUUAUAUAUAUAUAUUAAAUGUUUCCUGUUGCAAUCUCUUUGAAAUUAUUCAUACCAUCAACGCUGCAUUUCUCAUGCUUGUUUAGGCUUAAGUUCAAAGUUUACAAACUCUCUGCGCGAAUUAAACAUGCAACAAGAAUAAUAACAAACAAAGUCCCUGGGCAAUGAAUUAGCAGAAUGCGUAUAAAUAUUAUUGAAAGAAAAGUAAAACAAAAACAUAAACAACAAAAAAAAAACAAAAACACAAAUUUAAAAAUAAUACUUAAAGCAUAACGUAAUGAUAAAGCAAAUGAACAAACCAAAAACAAAACAAAAUUAACAUGAAAAAAACGUAAAACUCUAAUAUGUAAGGCCUAAUUUAAUACAAAAAAAAAAAAAACAAAAACAAAACAAAAGAAAACCGGACAAAAAUGAAAGGAAAACUCUCUUAACUAUUUGUAUUUACUAUCAAAAAUUGCGAACUCGAUGCAGCCAGCCAGCCAGCCAUAAUUCGAUUAUAUAGAUCGAUGUAAAUUGUAAUUUGUUGAAAUUUGCGUGUGUGUGUGUAUAGCAUAUAUGCCAUAUACCAUAUAUAGAAGGAAUCGAGAAUCGAGCUGAAGCAGCUACAAAUCGCACGCACACACACACAUACACACACACACACACACACACACACACAACGCACAAACACGCAAAGACGCGCACACACACACACACACACAGCCACACAAACUAACUUUAAUUUUUGUACACUAAUUUAUUGUAAUUAAUAUAAUUUUGUUGCAUUUAUAAAGCCACAUACGAUUGUAUCUUUUAUAAUAUGUAAUUCAAUUCAAAACUUAAAACACAGAGAAACUCGCAAUAGAAACUGAGAAAUAUAGGAAGGAAACGGGAGGAAAAUCUCAACAAAAAAAGAAGAAAAAAAAACAAAAUAGAAAACAGUUCAUUGUAAAACGCAUUGUAUGUAAUAUUUAUAAAGCAUAUACAUACUAUAUAUAAUAAUAAUAUUAAUAAUAAUAAUAUUAAUUGUAACAUUUAUUGUAUUUAGUGAAUGGCAUUUAACACUGUGCGGUUGCAGCUGUUAAUUUUGUUUAGACUUAUUUAUACACACUUAUUAAUGUAUUUAUGCAUAUGCAACUUCUUUAAUGUAUGUAUGAUUGUGCAUUUUGAUUUUACACAAUGAAUUUAUAAUUGUUAUUUUAUAGUAUUUUUGUAUAUUAUACAGCAGCUCUCUCUCCUCUCCUCUCCUCUCCUCUCUCUCUCUCUUUCUCUGUCUCUCUUCCUACGCUCCUCUCUACUCCCACUCUCUCUCUAGCUCCAAAUUCCUUUCCCCCCCUUAUAUACUAGUAUGUUUUUUGCAGUUUUGUGCUCUUGCUCUAUGCGAAAUCCAUUUAUGUUUUAUAGUUUUUAAGCCUUAUUUAUGUAAAACACAUGCAACACGCAACUUAAACAAAAACAACAAGUUAGUACGUUUAUUAGCAAAAUAAAUAUCAUUUAACAUUUUGAAAACAAUUGACAAAGUAUCUCAUAAACCAAAAUACACUUGAUACAGAACAACAAAAACCAGUGUGUAAACUAUGCAAAAGUUGUUGAACAACGCAUUUUUUCGUAGAUACUUGUGCAGUUACAUUGUGUAUCUACGAGAUACGAGAUACUUUUGUAGUUGAAUGCCAUAUUAUGAGCAGUUUUCUAAGCAUACCUACCCCAUGCCCAUGCAAUUUGACAACAACCGAAAUUAAACAAACCCAAAAAACACUCCUUAAACCUAUCCAAAAACCACAAAAAAAAACAACCACAACAAACACUGUAAUAUUUAUCGUAUGUACUUUCCAUUCAAAUUGUAAAAUUCUACCAAAAUACAAAAAAAAAAUUUAAAAAAAAUCAUUUUCAAAUAAAAACUAUUUAUUCAAAAACAAAACAAAACAGCCAAACUCUUUAUUCUACACAUUUCUCUUGCAGCUGGUUAAAUGAGCUGCAUUAAAUUAGACAACUAAUUUUAUUGGAUGCUGCUAUUGUCCCAGGCAAGGCAAACACACACACACACACACACACACAAUACCCGACACACAACACAACACAACACACACUCACAGCGCAUUUUUACAAGCAAAAAGAAAGAGUAUAAAGCAAACCGGUGUGAACUCUGCUAAGUUGACUAAACUGUAUGUAAUUAUAUAUAAAAAUUAUGAAUAUAUUUAUUGAAAAUUUAAUUCAACCGAAAAAAAGAACAACAAAUAUUUGUAACUACAACUGAUGUAAUUUAUAAACAUAAUAAAAAAGGGAAACUCACAAGAACUUAUUCAUUUAACUAUUAAAAUAAAAAAAACUAACAAAUAAAACGAGCGAUCUUUAUAUAAAUAAAAUAUAUAUAUACAUACAUAUAUAUAGUGAGAACAACAAACAUACACAUAUGUACUAUAUUUUUCUCGAAAAUUAUGUAACUAACUGCAUAAUCAUGAAACAUACAAACAAGACUUUCACUAUUUUAUUUUUUUAAAUACUCAUGCAAAAUGACUAUAAUUUUUCUUCAAACUUAAGAAUCAUCUAGCUCAACUUUGUAACUCUACAAAAUAAAAACUACAAUUUACAUAAUACAUAAUAGUACAUAUACAAAUAAACAAAAUACAAAAUACGUAUGCAUAUACCAUACUUCGUCAAAACAAAACAAAAAACAAAUAAUAAUAAACAUUUUUGCAUAUUUGCCAUAAACAGAAAACAAAAAGUCAACUUUACAUAAAGUAAAUUAAAACUUCAACUCAUAUAGCAAACAUAUUUCAUAUUUUUCUAAAAAAACGCUCAUACAACUUUUUGCUCCAAUAUGUAACACACACACACACACACCCACACACACACUCACAAAGGACGCACCACUACUACAGUGAAAAAAAUUAACUAUUACUUUAAUAGCAGUUAAAAUUUAUAAGAUGCAAAACCAACUUUGAUUUGUGGAAAAAUUUAAAAAAAAAACAUACCAUAUAUAAUUAUAUACAAAUUAUAAUAAACUUAAAUGAGAAACAACUCAACGCAUUGGAAAUAACAACAAAAACAAAAAGAAUGUUGAAGUUUGUAAAGAGCUGGUGGAGAUUGGCUAGCGGAAUAUGGAACCAGAGUUUAUAGGUAGACAAACUUUAGAUGUUGUAUCUAAAUUUUUUAGCCCAAUUCGAAUUGCUUUUGUUGUUCACCUAUAAACACAGUAAAGCAAAUUAUAAUUUCCCAUGUUUAAUCUCUUUAACGAAGAGAACAACUUUUAUCAUAUUUCUAAUGUAUUUUGUCCCAUGAAUUUACAAUUUUAUAAAUUCAGAGCGAGCUAAACGAAGUACAGAAAUCAACUUUUUGCAUUCCUCGUGUACGAACUAUGUAUGAACCAAGCCCUUGAGCAGCAGUUUUUAAAUGUGAAACGAGCAAGUAAGCAAAUGAAAAAAGAAAACAAA